AGCCGUGCAACCCGCCCUACCUGUCGUAGAGAAGCAGACAAUCUGCUUCUUAUCUAAUUAUCUGCACUGGACUCAGUUACGAACAUAAGACAAAGUUCACAAUGAAGAGGUAUUUUCCGUGAACACAGAAGGCUUGCAAGGACGUGUUUGCGCGGUUCAUCUCCCAUGAAAGACUUUGUUGACAUAGUCAGUCUUUCAGCACUGUGACAACCUGUAUUUAUCCCUGAAACUAUUCAAACGCCGGCAAAGUGAAACCAAAAACAAGGUGGGUGUUUCCACCCCCGCGCCACGCACCGAGCUGUCAGCUUCACGACGGUUAAUCUGCACAACUAAAAGGAAAAUAAAAAGAUGGCCUCCAGUGCAGAGAAGGACCUGACCUGCCCCAUCUGCCACGACAUCUUCGUGCGGCCGGUGGUCCUGUCCUGCAGCCACAGCUUCUGCAAGACCUGCGUGCAGGCCUGGUGGACAGAGAAACAAGUAAACGAGUGUCCCGUUUGUAAAGCCAGGGCUUUGAGGGAGCCGCUGGAGAGCUCAGUCCUGAGGAACCUGUGUGAAGACUUCUUAAAGGAGAAGGAGAGGAAGGUUCCUGCAGAAACGGAGGCCCGCUGUAGCCUGCACGACGAGAAGCUCAAGCUGUUCUGCCUGGACCACCAGGAGCUUGUGUGUCUGGUUUGUCGAGAUUCAAGCGUGCACGCCAACCACAGCUUUAGACCCCUGAAUGAGGCCGCGCAGGAUCACAGGGAGCGACUCCGGGAGGCCCUGAGGCCCCUGAAAGAGGAGCUGGAGGUCUUUGAACGCACCAGAGAAAACUGGGACCAAACAGCUAAACACAUUAAAGUUCAGGGCAGAAAGACGGUGGAGAAGAUUAAAGAUCAGUUCAAGACAUUUCACCAGUUUCUCCACGAAGAAGAGGAGGCGAGGGUUAAUGCUGUCAGGGAGGAAGAAAAGCUAAAAAGUAAAAUGCUGAGGGAAAAGGACGAAGAUCUGAGCCGACAGAUAUCAGCGAUUUCAGACAUAGUCAGAGCCUCGGAGAAGGAGCUGAGAUGUGCUGAUGUCUCGUUUCUGCAGAAUUACAAAGCGGCAGUAGAAGCAGCCCAGCGGCGCCCCCUGCUGGAUGACCCGCAGCUGGCCCCGGGAGCUCUGAUGGAUGAGGCCAAACACCUGGGCAACCUGGGCUUCAACAUCUGGAACAAGAUGAAGGACAUGGUCUCCUACUCCCCAGUCAUCCUGGAUCCAAACACGGCCCACCCAGACCUCAUCCUCUCCGAGGAUCUGACCAGCGUGAGACACGACGGCGCCGUGCAGAAGCUCCCUGACAACCCAGAGAGGUUCGACUGUUCUUACAUGGUUCUGGGUUCUGAAGGCUUCAGCUCGGGGACUCACAGCUGGGAUGUCGAGGUUGGAGACACAUUUUGCACCCUGGGCGUGGCAGAAGACUCUGCCCCAAGGAAGGGAGACAUAGACUUUGGAUUGUGGAGCAAAGAGUUUUGUAGUGGACUACAUGCAGCCUUGUCCCCUCCAGGUACCAAAACUCCCAGGAGGAUCCGAGUUCUCCUGGACUGUGAUAAAGGAAAACUGUCAUUCCUUGAUGCUGAUACUGAAGAAAACUUUCACACCGUCAUACUCACUUUUUUUAAGAAUCUUUAUCCAUACAUUCGUAACAUUACGGAGCAAGUAAAAAUAUUACCAAAGAAAGUCUCUGUUACAAUAAAAUAGCUUAAUCAGCACAGAUAGACCCAUUUGGCCUUUAAUGGCAAUCCCUUAAAGUUGGGAAUCCCUAACAAUUAAAAUUUUAUAUUAAUAGGCUGUACUGACUGUCUGGAGGGGGCGAUUUAAACCUCUGUUUCCCAUCAAGCUUCCAGAGGCACCAAAGAAAUGGUGACAUUUUUAGAAGUAAAGUUUAUUUAGAAAGCGCUUUUUACGGUUCUGGGUCUCAGAAAAGCGCCAAGAGACCAUUUGUAGUGUUAGAGACGGUAUAUAAAUAAACUUGAAAUGAAAUUGAUUUGAAUUUCCACCAGGGUCAAAAUCUCCCCAACAGAUUGUCCAAGUUUUAUUGGUAGUUUUGUAAUAUCAUAGUCACAGUAAUUGUUACAAUUAAUUGACGAUUAUCAACCAAUGGAUUCCCAAUCACCAGCUGGGAACCUAUUUGUCAUUUAAAAGGGCUAUUCUGAGCUGCUGUUUGGUGUAAACGCCCAACUAUAUCUAGCUGGAACGUCUCGACCUCGUGCACCAGCUCAGGCUCCUUCCUCGUCAGAGGGGUGAUGUUCCCGGUCUCCAGAGAUUCUGCAGCCGAGGAUCGGAGACCACGGUUAGGAAUACAUUCAUUUGAGCCGUUGCAGGAGUUGCAGGGAACUGGGGGAAGGAUUAAAAAGGCCCAAACAUCAUUUGUGUGUUGAGUCCUGGCUCACACUCUUACGCAGGCAAAGCCUGCAUGAUACGGAGGUAUCACCUAUGUCUUAGUGUAGCUCUGAAUCACUUGAAGUAGUUCCCUUAUCUCAAGCAAAAAGAGCGGUUACUUUAGUACCCACUCCACAAUGUUUGGAGCGAAAGAAGACGAAGAGAGCCGACUGAUUGGGACCAAUCGGGCUCCAGCGAAGGGAGGGCCAAGUCUAAACCACGGUUCCUCGCCAUCAGUUUAGCCAAAUAUAUUGUAAUCAUUUAUCUAUUGUUUGCAUUUUUGUCAGUAGAAAAGGUCUGUGUGUAAGUUUACU
This is a messenger RNA of Cololabis saira (Pacific saury), 2711 nucleotides long. Its product is annotated as zinc-binding protein A33-like. The record is from RefSeq and is a predicted model, not a curated record. The transcript is spliced from 2 exons. The coding region runs from base 349 to 1716 and encodes 455 amino acids. Gene Ontology annotation, molecular function: zinc ion binding; protein binding. Lineage: Eukaryota; Metazoa; Chordata; Actinopteri; Beloniformes; Belonidae.